ACAAAAUAAAUAAACAUAAUUUUCACAGUAAAACAAAAAUUUGUUGACUCAGUAAAUGUUUAACGAAGACAGUAAAGAAUGUCAAUCACAUUUUUAGAUUUAGUGGACUAAAGACAGUUUUAUGAGGAUGUUAGAGAGGUGGAACGUAUAUUCUUAUUAUACAUCUGAAGACGAGAUUGAUGUGGAUGCGAUGACGACAGCACGAUCAUGCAAAGAUCAGUUUAUAAAGAUUGACGUUCGAAAUCCAAGGACACAUAUAAGUCGAGAAAAGGCAUUGUAUACCGACUAUGAAAUUACAGUACAGACUAACAAUAUCGCAUUCUCAAGCCCUGAUUCUGUUGUUAGAAGAAGAUAUUCAGACUUCCAAUGGCUUUACACGCGUUUGCUAAGUCAGUACAGACUUGACCAGCAUUUACCGGAGCUACCUCCAAAACGAUUAUUUGGACGAUUUAAACGACCAUUUUUAAAACACAGACAAAAGGGAUUACAACGAUUUUUAGUUGAAAUAACGAACGAACCUACUUAUCUUUCGGACAUUGCAGUUCAUUUAUUUCUGCAAACUAAACUCUCCGUGAAGGAAAUCGAGAAAAGGUUAAACGGUACAGAUAGUGGUGGAGAAUUAUUAGAAGUGUUACAAUCACCUUGUGCAUCACGUGGUAGAGGACUGUCAAGAAGUUCAUCACAUGUGGAUGGUGUUGAUGAUAUGAACUUUGAACACGAUAGCGGAUUUUCUUACAGUACCACAAGUUCAAUUAACGACGGAAUGGCGCCCCAUACUACUUCUUAUAAGCCAAUCGGAAAUGGACAUUGCUUAUCAUCUCCGCUAGAUUUGGACAGGAUUCAUUCGCCUUCGCGUAAACUCUUUUCUAAAUCUGAACUAGCAUGUCAUAAUUACGAUGGAGUACACAUAUAUGAAGACCACUCUGCUUUUCACUCCUCCUCGGAUGAUGAAUAUUUUCACAGUAAUGAUUAUGAUGCAGACGAUGAAAUCGACGGGCAAAUAAUCGAAGAAAAUAACAACGAAGACUGUUUAGAAUCGUCAGAUGAUGACGAUGAUGAUGAUGAAUUAUUUUGUUUUUGUAAGGACAAUCAAGGCACUGUGUAUUCAUUAGACAGAGCUUUAGAAAUUAUAAAAACACGCCCAAAGCUUACAGAUCGGUUAUACUCUCAGGAAGACAGCGAUGAUUGCUUUCAUGAGUCGGAAUAUGACGUCAUUGAUACCGAAGAUGAUUUAGAUAUUACAGAAAUUGUAGACGAUGAUACUUACCCCAAAGCAUCAAUGCCAAAAGUUAAAGUUCGAUCAAAUAGUUACAGUGAGGGUGGUAUUGUGGAAGUGUUGGCACGAAGUAAAAAUAAAUUAAAAACUGGAAAAGUCAAAUCUUUGCCUAAUAUUAGAUUCCCAAUAAGAAAUAAGAAGGCGACAGUUGGUGUUAAGAGGAGUUUAACAUAUCAUGGCGUGUAUGAUAUGCGUUCCAGCAUUUUAAAAGAAGUGAAUGAACAAGAGGAAUUAUUACUCUCUGAUGAAAACUCAAAUAAAACGUUUCAUGAGAAAUAUCUUUCUCCCACACUAAAAUUUCAUAAGUCUGAAUCAGACGGACAACAGUUGACAUCAGACGCCGAUUAUUUAACGACGAUACAUAAACAUAUGUAUAACAGCCACGACAGUCAUGCAGAUACAAUCGACACACAAGCUGAGGAUAUCGCGCCGUCAAAAUUUUACGACUUUUUUAAGAAGAAGAAAAAACGCGUUCCAAAUGUACGGCUAGUAUCAUUUCGAAAAAUGUCUAACGAUGACGAAGAGCAAAAAGGUCGUUUUCGUGUAUCCUCGGUCACCGUCAAUGAAACGCAAAAUCAAAAUUAUGCCGUCGAAGAGAACGAUGAUCUCAUAUCAAAUGAAAAUAUUGACGCUGUGACGUCACCAGAGAUUUAUAUAAACGAUUGCACAAAAAUAUUUAUAACCUCGGAAAAAGAUUCUGAAAAAUCAAACAAUGUUUUAGAAGUUUGUGAGAAAAAUCUACAUAGAGAGGAUAAACACGAAAGCGAUACAUCUACAAUUAACAAUGAACAAUUGACACCAGUUACCAAGGAUACCCAUGUUUGUGUCUCGCUGUGUCGUAACGAGUGCAAUUUCUCGUCGUCUUAUCGAUUGAGUGCGGAAGAAAUGACUGUCACAGAGCAAACGACACCACUGAGAAAGACAUCAAACGUCGUGAAUCGGAAAGAUACGAUUACGUCUUUAUUGAAAACGUACGAUAUCAUUGCUGUAUGAUUGGUCUUCAUUACUUGAUUUGUUGUCUGUUUGUUGUUUGUUUUUUUGUUUACUUGUUUGUUGUUUGUUGUUUGUUGUUGUGUUGUAUUGUUUGUUUGAUGUUAUUUUCUACAUAUGAUAAGCAGUUGCUUGUAAAUUAUAUUUACUGCUAUUUAUAAUUAUUGUUCUUGCAUUGACUGCAUUAAUAAUUUUUUCCAGCCUAUUCAUUGGUUUUAUUUGUUUGUUUCUAAUUUUUUUCUUAUCCUUUCUAAUAUUGUGUUUAAUUGUGAAAUAAAUGCAUGGUAAAUAAGAGAGAAAUGAACAAUAGAUUAAUUUCUACAUGAUUCUCCCAUUUUACAGCGGGCUGUGAAAGUGGGGAUGUUAUUGUACACAAACAAACUUCAAACAAAAAAGGUUUGCAUUGAGAAAUAACAGGCUGGUUCCGUUAUUUCUUAGACUUUAGCGCAAAGAAAAAAUUUGUUUCGAAUUGAAUUUUAUAUGUUGAUCGUUUAUAUUAAAAUAAAUUUCUGAAAACGAUAUUUUUAUGUAAAAAAAUAUUUGAUUUGUAAAAAUAAACAUUGUAUUAAAAAAUAA
Hydractinia symbiolongicarpus is the source of this 2842-nucleotide messenger RNA. RefSeq lists its product as uncharacterized. The transcript has 6 exons. Lineage: Eukaryota; Metazoa; Cnidaria; Hydrozoa; Anthoathecata; Hydractiniidae. Gene Ontology annotation, molecular function: phosphatidylinositol binding. The coding region runs from base 122 to 2269 and encodes 715 amino acids. Gene Ontology annotation, biological process: intracellular protein transport. The record is from RefSeq and is a predicted model, not a curated record.